Nycticebus coucang (slow loris) is the source of this 6081-nucleotide messenger RNA. RefSeq names its product syntaphilin (gene SNPH). Bases 820 to 2541 code for a protein of 573 amino acids. The record is from RefSeq and is a predicted model, not a curated record. Gene Ontology annotation, cellular component: cytoplasmic microtubule; mitochondrion. NCBI's taxonomy places the organism in Eukaryota, Metazoa, Chordata, Mammalia, Primates, Lorisidae. Gene Ontology annotation, biological process: neuron differentiation. The transcript is spliced from 5 exons.
GCCAGGGACCCCUGGGCCCACCGCCCAGCUGCACCCGCCAUAACCCUGAGUGCCAAGGGCCAGGGGGGUGGGGAAGACGUGGGCCGUGAGGAGUAGCAGGACGGAGCACCCAACAGGCAGCCUGCCCUCCAAGCUUUCUGGCUGCGGAGGCCCAGCUGUCAGCGUCCGGGGCUCAGCUGUAAGAGUGUCCGCCACCGCGUUCACCCGCCCCUGUCUGUCUCUUUCCCACGGCCGCAGGUUGCUGAUCAGGGCCAGGCGGCUGCAGCAGCAACUGCAGAGGCGCUGCGCCAAGCCGGGCCCAAGUGGUGCAACCCGGCGGGGCUGCGGAGGGCGAGUGGACUCAGACGGGAAGCCCUGAACCACGCGCCAACUGGGAAGGUGAUGGUUGACGAGACCAGUCCAUCCUAAUUUGGGGUUCCUGGUCCUGCUCCAGGAGUCCUCCAGACUACAGCCUCCACCAAGGAGGGAGGACUGGACAGCAAGGGGGUGGUAGUAUCAAUGUCAGGGACCUGGGGAAGAAGCAGGCCUGGCUUGUAGAGUAGAAGACUCAGUGCUGGCCAGUGUACAGGAGACCUUGCCCCUGCAGCCUCCAUACCUCAGACCAGGCCCUGGCUCUCCCUGGGUGCACUCACUCAUCUAAGGACGCUAGGUUGGACUGAUAAUUUCUCACCACCUCUGAGGAUCUGACAAUUGUGAUUUUAAGUUGGGAGGUGGGAACCUGUACACCAGCCCCAUUCAAUUCAUUGGUGGAGUCAGCUGUGGCCUGCUAGGCCCUCGCCAGGUCCUGGGGUGUCCUGCCGAAGGGUGAGAGGAGAAGCCAUGCCAGGCAGCGGCCCCAGCGAGAGGAUGACAUGGCCCGGCCCGGCCUUCCCCACGGCACCCCCAAACCGUCCUCUCUCCUCAGCCCCGGGGACACCGCCCAUCCCGCCCCUUACCCGGACCCGCAGCCUCAUGGCCAUGUCCCUGCCCGGGAGUAAAAGGGCCUCUGCUGGAUCCCGCAGUGGGGGCCCUUUGGGCCGCAGCGGCCUGGCAGUGUUCGCCCAGUGUCCGCAGCUGCCCACCAGCCAGAACGAGCACCUGCCUCUUCUUCCUGCCUCCAGGCGCACCUCUCCACCUGUGAGCGUGCGGGAUGCCUACGGCACCUCUUCCCUCAGCAGUAGCAGCAACUCAGGCUCCUGCAAGGGGAGCGACAGCAGCCCCACGCCAAGGCGCUCCAUGAAGUACAUGCUGUGCAGCGACAACCAUGGCAUCAAGCCCCCCACCCCGGAGCAGUACCUCACUCCACUGCAGCAGAAGGAAGUAUGCAUCCGGCACCUGAGGGCCCGGCUGAAGGACACGCAGGACCGGCUCCAAGACCGGGACACCGAGAUCGAUGACCUAAAGACGCAGCUGUCACGCAUGCAGGAGGACUGGAUCGAGGAGGAGUGCCACCGUGUGGAGGCCCAGCUAGCCUUGAAGGAGGCCCGCAAGGAGAUCAAGCAGCUCAAGCAGGUCAUCGACACUGUCAAGAACAACCUGAUUGACAAGGACAAGGGGCUGCAGAAGUACUUUGUGGAUAUCAACAUCCAGAACAAAAAGCUGGAGACGCUGCUGCACAGCAUGGAGGUGGCCCAGAACGGCAUAGCCAAGGAGGACGGUACCGGGGAGUCGGCGGGUGGGUCCCCCGCCCGUUCCCUCACUCGGAGUUCCACCUAUACCAAGCUGAGUGACCCAGCUGUCUGUGGUGACCACCAGCCCGGUGACCCCACUAACUCGUCAGCCGAGGAUGGGGCUGACAGUGGCUAUGUGGCAGCUGAUGACACACUGAGCAGGACAGAUGCACUGGAGGCCAGCAGCCUGCUGUCAUCAGGGGUGGACUGUGGCCCUGAGGAGGCCUCACUGCACAGCUCCUUUGGCCCAGGCCCCCGCUUCCCUGCCAGCAAUACCUACGAGAAGCUACUGUGUGGCAUGGAGGCCGGGGUGCAGGCCAGCUGCAUGCAGGAGCGGGCCAUCCAGACAGACUUUGUGCAGUACCAGCCUGACCUGGACACCAUCCUGGAGAAAGUGACCCAGGCCCAGGUCUGUGGGACAGUCCCUGAGUCGGGGGACAGGCACUCAGAGCCAAUCCCUCUCCCCUCCAGACCCAGAGACCCCAACUCAGCCGUGGUGGUGACAGUGGGUGAUGAGCUUGAUGCCCCGGAGCCCAUCACCCACGGACCCACCCCACAGCAGCCUGGUGCCAACCCCAACCCUGGGCAGUCGGUGAGCGUGGUGUGCCCCUUGGACGAGGAGGAAGAGGCAGCUGCAGCUGCAGCCGAGAAGGAGCCCAAGAGCUACUGGAGCCGUCACUACAUUGUGGAUCUGCUGGCUGUGGUGGUGCCAGCUGUGCCCACGGUGGCCUGGCUUUGCCGCUCACAGCGGCGCCAGGGCCAGCCCAUCUACAACAUCAGCUCCCUGCUGCGGGGCUGCUGCACCGUGGCCUUGCACUCCAUCCGCAGGAUCAGCUGCCGCUCGCUGAGCCAGGCUGGCCCGAGCUCAGCAGGUGGCAGCUCCCAACUCUGAGGAGCUCUCCCACCCCCAGGCAGCAGCUUCUGUGGCCUGACCACUGAUUGUAGGGAUGCUGUUCUCCCUGUCAUCUGUCCCUAUGGAGCAUCAUGUUAUUUAUUUAGUUUUGGGUGUGGAACUGUUUGUUUGUGUUCUGUUUUGUUUUUGUUUUGUUUUUUUCCAGGAUAUUUAACAGUGUCAGGGCAGGAGUAGGGGUUGGGGAAAGGCAUCCCAAAACUUCAGAGAGAAGGGAGACCAAAGGCAGGUGGUACACCGACUGGACAAACCACAGAGGGAAGAAGGUGAGGGUCCCCCAGCCUGGUCCCUCUGUUCACCUGGCCCCAGCUCAGGAAGUCUCUUGCUAUGUUCAUCUGGGGAAGCUGGGCUUGCCUUGCCCUGCCCACCAGAGCCCCUCCAUCCUGUCUAGGGCCCUGCUCACCCCAUGCCUUCUCUUUUCAGCCACCUUGCCCUCAGCCCAGGCUUCUGGGCCAGUAUUAUCUCCUCAGCUGGAGGCAGGUAUGGCCCAAAGUGCAGAUCACUGACCCAGGACUCAGAGCAGGGUCUGGACCACUGCGCCUGGGCUGGAGCUCCAGCCUCCCCAGACUGCUCCGACCUUGAGAUUCAGAAGCACAGUCAAGGCUGCAGGCUGGAGGAAAGACGGUGCUGGGGCAUGAGGUGGCAGAGGGCAGGGUGGGUUCAGUGUCUGUGUUCAUCCCAAGCCGUCCUUGUAAUCCACUUCCUCUUGGCACUGCUGGGUGUGUCAGGUGGUUCUUCCCAUGAGAGAGCUAAGCCCGGCAAGCUCAGCAGUGGGACCACUUCCCUGAGCCCCAGUACAUAAGGAGAAGGCAGGGGUGGGGAACCCAGAGGGCUCCAGCCUUCUGAGGUCAGGCCAUCUCCUGUCUCAUCUGCAGUCUGGGAGGCGGAGCAGGACCCAGGAAUCCUUAGCUUGUGGGAAAAGCCACAGGCCAUGACCGCCCCUGCUUGCCCUAAAUUUCUCUGGGGGCCUCAGGCCCAACUUCUGCUUUGCACUAUGUUCACUUGGGGCUUGCUUCUCAGCCAUCCCAGGGGUUCCAGUGAGGUGGCCACUUGCUUUCUGGGAUGAGAGUUCCUAUAUCUUAGACCUAUCUGCCUCCAGAGGAGGGUGGGGAAUUCUGACAGGAGAAUUCCCAGACAGGGUAUUGAAGCCAUGAUGUUCUUCCAGGCCAAAGCAGGGUGCCCUGGGAUGUGCUUCCCAGGCAGGGGUGUGGCAGGGCGGGCAGGUACCCUGCAGCCUGCCCACUCCCAGCCCAAAGCCAGUCACCCUGAGAAGGCUCACUGACCCCUACUCCUUCCCUGGGACCACAUCUGAGUCCCCCAGCAAAGCUGCUGACAUUUUUAUUACCAAUACUGUUUUACAAAGUAAACCUCACUUCUCUUCCUCUGUAGGGGCUACAUGCAUCUGGCCAUCCCACUCACUCUUUAGAGGUUAUACCCCUAUUUGGGGAUUUGGUGGGACCCUGUGUCUUACUCAGCCCUCUGGUCUAAGGGCCACUCUGGUUCUCUGCCAAGGUCUCUCGCCCUUACCCCCGAUGCUCUAGCAGCCAUUGCCUGACUCCUGAGCUCUGCCCUUCUGCUCUGUGCCCUUCAGUCCAGGGUACCUGCAUGCACUGGAAGUGGGUGCCCAGCCCAGCCACGGGGGCGAGAGGCCCCUCUGCCUUGCGCUUUGUGCCUCCAAAGUCCCCCCCCCCUCCUCGUUUGGGGCCUCAGACCAGCCAUCCUUUGUGAAGCACCCCCACUCCCAACCCCAGCCGAACCAAACCCAGAUGCCUGGAGCCUGGCUGGGGCUGCCCCAGAGGACACUGGGCUUAACAGCACUGAGGGGGACAGUGGACAAAAUCAAUCCAAAGCCAAGCCGGGACUGACCACGGACCCAGCCUCUUGUGCCAUGUACUCAUGGAGCUACAUAGUGUCUCCUUAGAAAUAGUCCAAGCUUUGCUGAGAAAAUAAAUGUAUGAACUAUAUUUGACAACAUAAAAUCUAUAUAUUUUUCACCACUGGAAUUUAGUCAAGCUUUGUAGCCCCUCUGCUCCUGUUGUCCAUGUCUUGCAUCUGUGGCCUUCCUGUUGUGUCUUGUAUUUUGGUGGACAUGGGAAGGGUGGGGGCCCUAGUCUAGACUGUCCUGCUGCUGAAGAAGUCACUUGUGCAAGGGCGGUUGGGCCCAAGGCCCAUGCAGGGGGUGAGUGGGCCUGGCUGCUGCCCACUACUCCUGCUGGCCCCAGAUCCAUGUGGCUCUCCAGGGGUUCCUAGCACACAGUGUGGAGGAUUUUCUCUUUUGGGGAUUCCCUGGGGCUUCUGAUGGGCUUUUCUUCUUGAUAGUGGAAGAAACAGCUCACCACCCAGGCCUGCACAGGCCCUGUGACCAUGCUGGCUGGUGGCCCUGGCCCGGCUCUUGAGAGUGUGUGCUCAGUAUCCUGCAUCUAUGCAAAGGUGCGGGCUGCCUGUGUGGCCCCAGGGCGGGGAGGCACGGGGGCCUGCUGGCUCAGGCUCCAAGCCCUGAUGAGGCAGGGCACGGAAUGUGGGCUGGGGGAGGCUGGGGCCUGGGGUCUGGGGUGCGUGUCCUCCAAAACUCCCUUCUUCCCUCCUGCUUAAUGCCUCCUGCUGCUGGGCUGACCUUUCCUCCUGCCAGGCUGACCUUUCCUCCUGCCCUUAGCUUCUGAAGCAGAAGUCUUUGGGGGGCUCCUUCUCCCAAGCCUCUGGCCGGAACUGAUUAGGUCCUGAGAAAUGAUAUCCCCGCAACCACCUUCUGAAACUGCUGGUCUCUUGGAUGGAGUCCAGUGGCCAGAAGCGGCUUCUCCUGAGUUCUAACGCUCAGGUCAGAGCAGCCCUGCUGCCCCUCUGGUCCGGGCUCUGGCAGGAAUUGGGAGUUGGGGCCCAGAAUUCUGCAUAGAGAGCUGGCCUUGAGCAGAGUUUAUUACAAAUAUCUCCUGAAGGGAUAACUUAGCUUUUCACUUGAAACGCCCUUCCCAACUGCCACUAGCACAGGGGUAUCUGACAGAACUUUGGGGAGGGGUGGGGCAAAACAUAAAGUUCCGGGGCCUCUGCCCAGUCAACUCACAACCCCUCUCUGACCUGAGGGGAUGUUGCAAACUGGUCACAGUGCACUCAGAUAUUAGGCCAUCCCCUUGACAGGGGAUUCAGGGGAAGGGGGUUGGGAGGGGUCUUGGCUCUUGUCUUCUUUGUCCUUUUGUUCAGACAGAGUUGUACCUGCAGCAGUCAACUCUGAAUUAAAGCAUGAAAACACACAGAGACCCUUGGCCUGUUUUCUUUAUACUGUGUUGUUUUUCUAAUGGGGGUGAUGAGGGGCUCAAACUGUCUAACACUCACAUGGGAGAAGCCAAGCGGGCAGUGAUCUCUCACGUAGAGGGAAGCGGGGAGCUGCGUGUGGCUCAGCCCACCAUACUCUGCUGUGUGUGUAUGUGGGGCACUCCACUGCCCUUCUGGGGUCAGGCACAGAGUCUGGAACCACCUCUCCCCAACCCCAGGUGUCAGACCCCACCAGGCCCAGUAAGUACAUCAAAU